Dentiscutata erythropus is the source of this 375-nucleotide messenger RNA. NCBI's taxonomy places the organism in Eukaryota, Fungi, Glomeromycota, Glomeromycetes, Diversisporales, Gigasporaceae. The record is from the annotation of a GenBank genome assembly.
AUGGUAGAAGCAAUAGAUAUUGACUAUCUCAGACAAGAGAACAGUUAUAACACAACCAAAAACCCCCUCCAAACAACUACACAAGCAUUUACAGAAUUAGAUCAAAUAGCCAAUGAGAUAAAUGUUAAAACACCUUCAACAACACAAAAGAAAAGCAAGCCAGUCGACCCAAACAUAUCUAAAGAAAAAGAGCUUAAUUCAACUGACAAAGAUGAUGAAAUAAUUUCAAACAAAAAACAAAAGGAAUCAUACAACCACGAUAAAGCUAACAAUAAUAAACAAAAACAAAAAUUUCAAACAAAAGAUGAAAUAAAAUCAGCACAAAAUAAAAAUAGAAAAGGUAAAAGAAAAAUAUAUCAACAAGAUAAUAAUUAA